CACACACACACACACACACAGACACAGUGACUGAGCUGGUCCAUGUUGAGCUCAGAGCUCAUGGCUUUCCCUGGCUGAGACACACGCAGACACACACGGUGAAGAAACACACCGAGCGAACCAACAAGAGGGUUUCCUUACCUGCCAUGGGAAUCUAAACCAGCAGUUCAUACUGUGUACCUUUGUCUAGAUGGAUCAUUUGAGAACCAGUAUGAAGACUGUGGAGACCAUUUCAGUCAUACAGAUCUUUUUUCUGCUGGUUCUAGUCACCUCAAGUUACAGCAUACAGAGAGCACCUCGUAUUAUCACCUUAUUAGAGACAGUGGAUGUAUUACUGGAUCACAAUGCCACCUUUAUUUGUGAGGUGGAGUCACGUCCCCCUGCUGACAUUUCCUGGACCAAGAAUAACCACCCAAUUAUGUACUAUGACCCCCGGUACAUUACGAGGGAGCAGGGACAGAUGCUAAUCAUACCUCAUGUAAGAGAGUCAGACAAUGGAGAGUACUGUUGCCUCGCCAGUAAUGGCAUUGGAGAGCCAGCCAAGAGCUGUGGAGCGCUGCAGCUGAAGAUGAAACCACAGAUCAAACGCCAUCCUACCAAUGUAACCCUUCUGGUAGAAUCCAAAGCAGUGUUGCCCUGUGUGACCCUUGGUAAUCCCAAACCAGAUGUCACCUGGCUCAAAGAUGAUGAGCUCAUCAAGGUCAGUGACCGUGUUACCAUCCUCGACUAUGGUGCACUGAAGAUUCAUAACAUACAAAAGGAGGAUGCAGGGCAGUAUCGCUGUGUGGCCAGGAAUAGCUUUGGUUUAGCCUUUUCAAAGCCUGUCACCAUAGAAGUGCAGGCUCCGGCACGGAUUCUGCGGGUUCCAAAGGAGAAGAGAGUGGUGUACGGCAGCCAGAUUACCCUUGACUGUAAUGCCACAGGAAAUCCAAUCCCCACCAUCACCUGGCUGGAAAAUGGGAAUACUAUCUCAGGUGCAUCAGUAGAGGAGACCUUGGUGGGAGAGGUGAUUCUGUCCGUUCUUAAAGUGACAGUGAAUAAGCCGGCUCUGUAUACCUGCCUGGCCUCCAACAGACACAGCGCUGGAGCCAACACCGUCAAAGCAACUGCACGUGUCACUGUCGCAGAGUGGAGACUCUACAAGGGUGUCGCAGGCUACUGCAGUGCCUACCGAGGAGACGUUUGCCGCACCAUCCUGCGAGAUGAUUCGCUGGUUUUCUUUAACUCCUCCCUCUCGGACCCCGAGGACAUGCAGGAGUACCUGGUUCAGAGCUGGUGGACGGAGCUGGAGGGACUCAGCGUGCUGUGUAGCCCUGCAGUACGCUCCUUGCUCUGCCACUCCUCCUUCCCUGACUGCAACCCAUCAGGGUUAGGACCUGCACCUAAACCUGUCUGCAGAGAACACUGUCUGGCAGUGAAGGAGCUGUACUGCCAUAAGGAGUGGUUGGUACUAGAGAGCAGCAGUUCAGUCCAGCCUGGGCUCUUCAGCUCUGUCACUGGGUCCCACACUUCACUGCUGCCCAACUGUCAGGCCUUACCAAGUCUUCACUCAGACCCUGAUUCUUGCACACAUGUCCCUUUUGUAGACAUCAAGAAAGAUCAAGUUACGACAACAUGUUACAAUGACAGAGGCCGUUUCUACCAAGGCAGUGCGAAUGUGACGAGGUCUGGGAUACCGUGUCAGCCAUGGAGCCAACAGGUCCCCCACCAGCACCGCCUGUCUGUGGAUGUCAUUCCAGAGUUGAAGAACUCAGACAACCACUGUAGGAACCCAGGAGGAAUCAGCGACAAGCCGUGGUGUUACACCUCAAAUCCCAACAUACGCUGGGAGUACUGUGCUGUGCGGCAGUGUGGGGAGGCAAGCACCGCACCAGUGGUGAAGCCAGAGACACCAGGCCCUCGUCAGACUCCUCGUCUCCCCCCCACGACCACAGUAUCAUCUCCAGCUUACUCCAUGUCUGUCAUUGUCAUCAUCCUGACCACACUCGCAGCUGCAGUGUUCCUCAUCAUCACCAUCCUCGCCUGCUACAGACGGAGGAAGCAGUGGAGGAACCGAAAAAGAGUCAUGGAGACCCCAACGCUGAGUGCUCUUCCGUCAGAGCUCCUGCUGGACCGCCUGCAUCCCAACCCUAUGUACCAGAGGGUUCCCUUGCUGCUGAACUCAAAGUUACUGGCCCUUGAGUACCCACGAAAUAAUAUCCAGUAUGUUAGAGAUAUUGGAGAGGGAGCCUUCGGACGGGUUUUCCAAGCGAGAGCACCAAACCUGCUGCCAAUGGAGUCUUUCACGAUGGUUGCUGUGAAGAUGCUGAAGGAGGAAGCCUCAGCUGACAUGCAGAAUGACUUCCAGAGAGAGGCAGCGCUCAUGGCGGAAUUCGACCAUCCAAACAUUGUGCGACUCCUAGGUGUGUGUGCAGUUGGUAAACCAAUGUGUCUGAUGUUCGAGUACAUGGCCCACGGCGACCUCAAUGAGUUUCUACGUCGUCGGUCUCCAACACAGUCAGUGCGCACCCUUAGCCACGCUAGCCUGUCGGGUCGCAGCUUCUCCUCUGAGAUGGAGGCGGGACCUCUCUCCUGCUCCGAGCAGCUGUCAAUUUCCAAGCAGAUUGCUGCGGGGAUGGCAUACCUAUCGGAGCGCAAGUUCGUCCAUCGUGACCUUGCGACACGGAACUGCUUGGUAGGGGAGGAGAUGGUGGUGAAGAUUGCAGACUUCGGCCUCUCCAGAAAUAUCUACUCAGCCGAUUACUACAAAGCCAAUGAGAAUGAUGCCAUCCCAAUUCGCUGGAUGCCUCCAGAGUCUAUUUUCUACAACCGCUACACCACUGAAUCAGACGUGUGGGCCUAUGGUGUGGUGUUAUGGGAGAUUUUCUCCCACGGGAUGCAGCCGUACUACGGUAUGGGUCAUGAAGAGGUUAUUUACUACGUGAGGGAUGGUCACAUCCUCUCCUGUCCUGAGAACUGCCCUCUGGAGCUGUACAAUCUGAUGAGGCUUUGCUGGAGCACACACCCCUCAGAUCGGCCCAGCUUCAGCAGUAUACAUCGGAUACUGGAGCGUAUGCAUCAAAACACACUAAGUGUGAAUGCUGAGCCUGAGGCUGACUGCUAACCUGGGAGAUUUUCACAUAAACAAGUCUGUCCCUGUGAGUUAUGUAGUGAUUUAGUGCAUAAUACCACACUUUAAAUGAACUCUGACACUGAGCCUGAGCAGACAAUGAAUACUCAGACUGUGAAGUGCCUUCAAGCUCUUUUCCUGGGCUUUCCAAACCCUUUUGUAUCAUAAACACCUGUCAUAUUUUAGUAACUUGUGUAUUGCUUACUUCUUUAAUUCAGGACUUUAAUUCCUGAUCAGACCCAUCAGACAGGUCUGCUUUAUUUAUGAAAAAUGUUACAUGCAUGUAUGAACAGACCCCUGACCCUAAAGCCUUAACCUUUGAAGACUUGAAGCCACUAACCAUACAGAUGUACCCCUAACCAUAGAAAAAUGUGCUUCAUCCAUUGCCUUUAGAAUUUCUCCUUUUCAUUUUGAGCUCUUUUUACAAAUGGUCUGAACACUGAGGUUAGAAAAUGAAUGGAACAUGACAGCUUCAUAGUAAAUUUUCUCCUUUAAUAGUCACCUCUAGCAAAUUUCACAGUGGCACACAAUCACUUUAUACCAUUGCUGUUGAUUGUUUUUAUAGAAAAGUUGCUAUUCCAUUUUUGGGCAUUCUCUAUAUACUUUUUUUUCCAUCAUGUUGUUGUUGAUCUGUCUUUUUUGUUAUUAAUUUCACCUUUGCAACAGUGUUUGACACACAGACUUUGAUAUACAACUUGUAGAAGACAAUGGUAAAAUUAGUUGCCAACUUGCGUCAUAGUCGCCAUCGUCUCUCACCGAAACACACACACACACACACACACACACACACACACACACACACACACACACACUGACACGUGUUUAAUUAUAAUUUUGCUAAACUUCAUUAGCUAGAUUCAUGCCCUUUCCUCAAAAUAGACUCUUUGGUGGGUGAAGAAGCCAAACUGUCCUUGAGGUGAAAAAUAUCCUUAUUAUGAAAGAUUGAAUUUUUAAUUACUCCUCACAAAGUCAGAACUUCUCUCUUACAGAUCAAAUGUUGGCCCAUGGUCUGAUUUCAUCUGUGUUUAAUUAAUGUCAUUUUUAUUACACAAUACGAGUACAGCAUUGAGAACAUCUCAUGUCAUCAGUCUUUUUGUCAUGUGGAUUACACAAAGCAGUUUUUGUUCUUUUAAAUUUGUUUUGUACAUUUAUUAAAUUAAGAGAUUAAUGUCAAAUUAGUGUAAAUGUUGAUGUUGUCAACUGAAAAUGCCUUUCAGAUGAAGAACAUGUUUUAUUUCUUUUUAAAUGUGGUGUGAUAUUGUGUUUGUGUUAUAUACAUAGAUUUUCACAAUUUUCACCACAUUUACUUCCCAUCAAGUAUGAAAUGUCUUUGUAUUGCUUGCAAAUAAACGUAAUUAUUAAACACA
Molecule: messenger RNA, 4476 nt
Organism: Lates calcarifer (barramundi perch)
Lineage: Eukaryota; Metazoa; Chordata; Actinopteri; Centropomidae
Gene: musk
Product: muscle, skeletal, receptor tyrosine kinase
Exons: 17
Coding region: 191-3103 (970 amino acids)
Biological process (GO): cell surface receptor protein tyrosine kinase signaling pathway; multicellular organism development; positive regulation of kinase activity
Cellular component (GO): signaling receptor complex
Molecular function (GO): ATP binding; transmembrane receptor protein tyrosine kinase activity; protein binding
Source: RefSeq, a predicted model, not a curated record